AUGAAUAAUUUUGUUUAUAAAAAUAUUAAAGAUAAUGAUAGCGAUAGUACUUUGGAUGAUAAUCUUACCAUUCGUAGUGAUAGUAUCUUAUUUGAUAAUUACGAAGAAAAUAAGGAUAAUCUUGAAACUGCAAAGAUUUAUGCAGAGAAAAUGAAAGCAUUGAAUAAAAAUAAUAAUACAAGUGAUUUCUUGGAUGAUAGUUCUAUUACUGAUAUUGGACAUAUUGAUACUACUGAAACAAUUGAUGAUGAUAUUUCAUUAAAGAUAGAUUCUAGCAUUAAAUCUUUAUCACCUUGUGUCAUUCUUAAUAUUAUAAAUGAUCAAAUUAAACAAUGCAGCAAUAUUUCUAUGAAUCAAUAUCCUCUUGCACAAUUAUUAUAUACUUGGGAAAUUAAUAAAGAGAUAUUCCAAAAAGCUUAUAAAAUGGGAAUAUUCAAAGUCUUGGAGUUUGUUCAUCACAUUUCUCUUAUGAUGCUGCUAAAUUAUAUUCAACUACAAGUAAAAAGGAACGAUCUAUAA
Ambispora gerdemannii is the source of this 519-nucleotide messenger RNA. The record is from the annotation of a GenBank genome assembly. NCBI's taxonomy places the organism in Eukaryota, Fungi, Glomeromycota, Glomeromycetes, Archaeosporales, Ambisporaceae.